Aureobasidium subglaciale EXF-2481 is the source of this 1839-nucleotide messenger RNA. RefSeq lists its product as uncharacterized. Gene Ontology annotation, biological process: pentose-phosphate shunt; pentose-phosphate shunt, oxidative branch. The record is from RefSeq and is a predicted model, not a curated record. Gene Ontology annotation, cellular component: cytosol. Lineage: Eukaryota; Fungi; Ascomycota; Dothideomycetes; Dothideales; Saccotheciaceae. Gene Ontology annotation, molecular function: phosphogluconate dehydrogenase (decarboxylating) activity; NADP binding. The coding region runs from base 134 to 1654 and encodes 506 amino acids. The transcript has 4 exons.
GUUACCCCACCAUAGCGUGUUCCUACGUCACCCAAACGAUAUACUUUGGUCACCUCAAUUCAAGAGCUUCAGCAACUUCUUCCAGGUCUUCUACUUUCGAUUCUACUCGCACGAAGUCUUUGGGUUGUUCGACAUGGCCAACACAACAGAUAAUGUAUCGUCCGAAGGACUGGACAUCAAGAAGAUAGCUGUGAUCGGCAGCGGCAGUAUGGGCGGAGGCAUGGCCCUUCUGUUCGCUGAGAAGGGCUGCAAUGUAUCACUUCAGGAUCCCUCAAACGAGGCAAUGGAUGGUAUCAUGGACCAAGCCAAAGAGGAAGGCUUCGGCGACCGCAUCAGCAAGCACAGCGACUACAAGUCACUGUGCUCGUCUCUUGACUCUCCCAAGGUCUUCGUCUUCAGUCUGCCUCAUGGUAGUGUAGGAGACGGUGUGCUUGGCGGUCUCAUGCCUUACCUCGAAAAGGGAGACAUCAUCAUCGAUUGCGGUAACGAGCAUUGGAAGAAUACGGAAAGACGACAGGGCAAGUGUGUUACCAGAGGUAUCAGAUAUGUUGGCUGUGGUGUCUCUGGAGGAUACCAAGCUGCUCGUCGUGGUCCAUCUAUGUGUCCAGGAGCUGACGACCAGACCCUGGACCUGGUUCUCCCUUUUCUGCGUAAAGUCGCGGCAAAGGACCCCAAGGGUAACCCAUGUGUGGGUCGAGCGGGUACUGGAGGCGCCGGUCAUUAUGUUAAAAUGAUCCACAACGGAAUUGAACACGGCAUGAUGAGCGCCAUUUCUGAGGCAUGGGGCAUCAUGAAGACAGGUCUUUCUAUGUCUGAGGAUGAGAUUGGCGAUGUUUUCGAGAAGUGGAACAGCGAAGGCGAACUGCAAGGUACCUUCUUGGUCAAGAUUGGCGCCGACAUUUGCAGAACCAAGGAUCCAAAGAAUGGCGAGCGUGUCCUAGAGACUGUCGAAGACAAAGUCGUCCAGGACGUCACUGGCGAAGAAGGUACCGGUAUCUGGUCAAAUGAGGAAGCCGUGGAAGAGCACAUUCCUGCACCCACGCUCAGUGCAGCCCAUUACUUCCGAUUGGCUUCAGCCGACCGCGCCCAGCGUACUCGCGCGCAAGAGGCAUUCGGCGGGGACUUUCCAGCACAGAAGCUUGACGUCAAGGAUAAGGCUGCAUUCCUGGAGGACCUUCGUGUGGCGACAUACACGGCAUGUCUUGCUGCAUACGUCCAGGGUAUCAACGUCAUCGACCGCAAGAACAAGGAAGUCCACUGGAACAUUAACUUCGCGGAAGUUCUGCAAAUCUGGCGCGCUGGCUGCAUCAUUCAGGCCGACUACAUCGCUUCCGUGCUUGAGCCCAUCUUUGCCGAGUUCCGCGAAAAGGACACCAUGAACUUGUUGUUCGAGAAGACGGUCGCCAAUGACCUCAAGAAGGGGCAACCUGCACUGAAGCGUGUCGUCGUAGAAGCAGUGAUUGGCGACCAUGUGAUUCCUGCCAUCUCUACUUCCUUGGAUUACAUCAAGUACCAAACUGGCUUGGAACUGCCAACACAGUUCUACGAGGCCGAACUGGACUACUUUGGCAAGCACAUGUAUGACAAGAAGGGCGAAGAUCCAAAGGGUGCUCCGACCACAGGAAAAUACCACUUUGAAUGGAAGAGAGCUUGAGGGGAUAUAAUGGGACGAUUGGUGGUAUGAGGAAUGAUUUAAAUAUGUACCAAAAUAGUAAUGACGUGACAUGAGCACAUCCGUCUUGAUACGUCACAAACUGACUAUGUGAAGUGGCUUUCAAUACCUAACAAACUUUGUUAGCUGUUGCUCUGACCGGGUUUGGUGUAUGAAGUGCAGAGAUG